Molecule: messenger RNA, 2500 nt
Organism: Arabidopsis lyrata subsp. lyrata
Lineage: Eukaryota; Viridiplantae; Streptophyta; Magnoliopsida; Brassicales; Brassicaceae
Product: cactin
Exons: 1
Coding region: 289-1932 (547 amino acids)
Biological process (GO): mRNA cis splicing, via spliceosome
Cellular component (GO): spliceosomal complex; cytoplasm
Molecular function (GO): protein binding
Source: RefSeq, a predicted model, not a curated record
AUUUAAUUAGAAGAGAUUAUUUAAAAAUGUGGAAGAGGUAAUUAUCUUUUAGAAUAGGAAAUUACAUUAAUUUAGAAAUUAAAUAUAUACCCUUGACCCUUCUUCAGUUUUUGUUUUGGGCUAGGUUUAGUUUUUUUAGCUAUAAACGCAUAAGGCUCGAACGAAACACAAUUUGAUAUUCUGAAAUCAGUUUUCAAUCACAAGAUCCAUUAUUAUCGGAGAGGAGAAGUUUCCACCGCCUUCACUACCAUCCCACUGAUCUCAGAUCGUCGUCUCCAACAAGAAAAUAUGAAUUCUCAUGGUAAGAGUAAGAGAGAUGGACAUGGAAGGCAUAAGAAGCAGAGAGAUGAAUCCAUUGAUUUGAUUUCAUCGGACGAAAUCAAGGAGUAUAUGGCCAAAAGGGCUCUGAAGAAGGCAUUAAGUGCUUCAAAGAAGCUGAAGAGAGAGUCAGUUUUUGGGUACUCCAAUGAUUCAAACCCUUUUGGUGAUUCGAACCUAGCCGAGACAUUCGUGUGGCGGAAGAAGAUUGAAAAAGAUAUACAUCAUGGAGCAUCACUGGAUAAAUUCUCUGUUAAAGCUGAGAGGAGAAGACUUAGAGAAACGAUGGCAGAAGUUGAAAAUUUUAAGAAGAGAAGAGAAGAGACAGCAGAAGAGAGAGCUCGACAUGAGGAAGAUAUGGCGUUAUUGGCUAGAGAACGUGCUCGAGCUGAGUUUCAAGAUUGGGAGAAGAAAGAAGAAGAGUUCAAAUUCGAACAAAGCAAAGUAAGGUCAAAGAUUAGGUUACUUGAAGGUCGAGCGAAGCCUAUUGAUGUCCUCUACAAGUACGUGGAUGAUAUGGAUAUUAAGCUCAGUGAACAACCUUACAUGGUUUUCAAGGGACUAAAUGUUAAAGAUAUGGAAGACCUUCAUAAUGAUAUCAAAAUGUAUCUUGACUGGGAUAGAGAAACUCCAACACGGGUACAGUAUUGGGAGGCGCUUAGCGUGCUAUGCGAUUGGGAGUUAGCUAAAGCUCGUAGAAGAGAUGAGGAAUUGCUUGCUGCUCAAGAAAGGGGACUACACGCUGGUGUUGAAGCUGAUGUGAGAGAACUUCUUGAUGGGAAGACCCACGCGGAGCUUGUACAACUGCAGUUUGACAUCGAGUCGCAGCUGCGAUCUGGAGCAGCCAAAGUAGUGGAGUAUUGGGAAGCGGUUCUUAAACGCAUCCAUAUAUACAAGGCAAAGGCUUGCUUGAAGGAAAUAAACGCUGAGAUACUCAGGAGACAUCAACAAGUUAAUCAUGUGGUGGAAGAAAAUGAGGAGGAGGUAAACGGCAUGAAUCUAUCAGAUGAGGCUGGUUCGUUUUCACCAGGUGAUGAUCGUGAAGAAGAAAUCGAUCCCAAGGAAUACAACACCCUUCUGGAGAUGGAACGGAUGAUUGUGGUGGAGGAACAGAGGAAGAAGCGGCUUAGAGAAGAUAACUUGGAGCUUAAGGCAAUGAAAACAAUGAGAGAAAUGGAGGAAGGUUAUGUUGUAUUUGGCUCUAAUGCUGAAGUGAACCUUGAUUCCAAGGUAUGCAAGUGGCAUGACAAGUACCGGCCUAAAAAACCCAAGUAUUUCAACCGAGUUCACACGGGUUACGAGUGGAAUAAGUAUAACCAAACACAUUAUGAUCACCAUAACCCGCCUCCAAAAUUUGUUCAAGGGUACAAGUUUAACAUCUUCUACCCGGAUUUAGUAGACGACACUGAAGUUCCCACUUGCACUAUAGAAAAAGAUGGGACAAGCUCUGAAACUUGUAUAAUCCGGUUUGAAGCUGGUCCGCCUUAUGAAGACAUUGCGUUCCGGAUUGUGAAUAAGGAAUGGGAGAAAUCUCGUAAGAAAGGUUACAAAUACACGUUCGAGCAUGGGAUUCUACAUUUGUACAACUUUAAACGACUUCGGUACAGGCGAUAAACUGGUCGGAGUUUGGCUGGAGAACACAAAACUGGCAAUUAUAAGACUUUGGCUAGUACUGUUUUAUUAAUCAUUGGUCGCAGAUAAAUGAAAUGCGUUUUGUGCCUAAAAGAUAUAUCUACAUGUUGGCAGUUAUAUCUUAAAAAGUGGUAGUUAUCUUGUUUUGUGUUUCUCUUCCUUUUUGUGCAACGUUUUGUUUGGUGUUUUAAUUUCUUUACUUAUUUUUCCCUUUGUUAAUUUUUGGAAAUGUUGUGUGUUGAUAAUCUCUUCUUCGUAUGCGUUAAUUCGUGAUGAUGUUUGGGUUUUUGUUUUGUUAAACCGUACUUCCCAUAUAACACAUUUUCUUUUAGUUUUGUAGUAAUAGAGCUUCUACAUACAACAUCUUGAGAUGAUAGCACGAAGUCUAACAUAGAAUUUUAAUGGGCACAAAAAUAAAGCAGUAUAUGGUAAAUGUCACCGAGAAAAUGCACCAUGAAGAGCCCGAGAGGGUACGUUAUUUGGGUCAGUAUCAAAAUCGGAAGACAAUCACUGGUCAGAAAAGAAAUUACUUCUCCCAAAGACAUAUAUA